UCUGAAGCCCCGCCCCUGCUCGGCUCCUGUCCUCUUCUCCCUGAAACGCUGAUGUGUUACAAGCGUGAGACCUCAAGUCUGCAAAAAUGUUCAAUUUCGGCUCUAAAUGGCUUCUGCUUUUUCUGCUUGCCUUCCCGUGUGGUUUGAUGUCGUUAGGCCAGGUCCAGGCAGAUUCUGACUCUGCUGAGGACGUCGUCGAUGAGGCUGACGAUGCUGUAGAUGAGGAGGAAGAUGACGAAGAGGUGCUCGUUGAGGAAGAUCAGAUUCAGAACACGGAGGCAGAGGAGGAUGACACUGACGAAGGUGCGGAUAAGCUGGUGACCUCUCACCCUGAUGCUGACACCACCAUCAUUUUCACCACCGGAGAAGAGUUCCCUGCCAAUGAAAUUGUGAGGUUCCUGGUGGGUUUCACCAACAAGGGAAGUCAGACUUUCACUGUUCAGUCCCUCGAAGCCUCUUUCCGCUACCCACAAGACUUCCAGUUCUUCAUUCAGAACUUCACAGCUUUGCCCCUGAACACCGUCGUCCAGCCUCAGGCACAGGCUUCUUUCGAGUACUCUUUCAUCCCAGCACAACCUAUGGCCGGCCGUCCAUUCGGUCUCGUUAUCCUCCUCAGCUAUAUUGACACAGAGGGCAGUACGUUCCAGACAGCCAUUUAUAACCAGACCGUCACCAUCAUCGAGCGAGAAGAGGGACUGGAUGGAGAAACAAUGUUCCUGUACGUGUUCCUCACUGGACUGGUGGCUCUGAUGGCCUUUGGGAUAUACCAGCUUCUGGAGUCGAGGACGAGGAGGAGAAUUUCUGUGAAAGUGGAGAAAGGCACUGUUGGAAUUAACGACGUGGACAUCAGCUGGAUUCCCCAGGAGACUCUCAAUGCUAUGAACAAGGCUUCCCCGAAGACUUCUCCAAGGAAGCGAACCAAAAGGGCAGCUGGCACUGACCAGUAAACUUCAGUCAGCUCUAAGCUCUCCUUUUAAUGUCCAUCAGACUUUCAGAGCUCCUCACCGAAACCUUGUGUUUUCUGUUCUCAAAGGAUUGCCAUUUUAAGCCUUAGCAAUGUGUUAAAGAUGUCUUUAUAGAUCCCUGCCUUUCAGUCCGAGGGGCAUCCUUGAAUCUACUGCUCUCAUCAGAGUGUCGCCAUUUAAACACUAACAGGACUUAACUGUUAUAUCAUUUUUUAAUUUCCUUUUUUUUUCAGUUAUGUGAAAAUGUGAUUUAAAAAAUACACCAUUAAGAGUUUAAAGUUUGAGGAAUUGUGAUAGUCUUCACAUUAGUACAGUCAAAACAUCCAAAUGUCAGAUGUAGUGCAUUUUUAUGUGGAGGUUUGUUACCAUAAGUAUCAGAAUGAAACGGAGUGUAUGCUUUCAGACCAAAAACCAUUAUUUUAGAAUGAAUCAUUGGGUUAACACCAUUGUGCUUUAUCUGCACUGUACUUGUGGUGCUCCGGAAAUCGUAAUGAGAAGAAAUGGAUCCCUCUCUUUUUAAUCCAUGUCUGAAAACUUUCCCUUUUUGAAGGCAGUUUCUUUAAUAUGGCAGCUGCAGGUACAACAAGCAUUGAAACAAAGCUCUCAAUGUGUUGCAGGCUCGUUCGUCUCAGGCUCACCUCUCUUUUUCUAAGAUAGAAACACAAGCCCCUCUUUGAUCAUAGGAGGCCGUGAAGCGUUGCGGCUUUUACAGAGCGGUAAAAGUCCAGGCGGUUUGACAUAAUUUGUGAUAUUACUUUUAAGAAACAAUAAAAAGAUGAAGGUGUGGU
Menidia menidia (Atlantic silverside) is the source of this 1753-nucleotide messenger RNA. NCBI's taxonomy places the organism in Eukaryota, Metazoa, Chordata, Actinopteri, Atheriniformes, Atherinopsidae. The record is from the annotation of a GenBank genome assembly.